AUGCACCAUGCGAUGCGGUUGCGCUGCCUCCUCCAGCACCCGCCGCUCUGGUGCAAGUGCAGCUCUCUAGGAAUCUCCACGAGUGGCGGCGGUUGCCUCGUCCGGAGGUUCAGCGCAGUCGGGGCGCCGAGGCCGUGCGAUGCGGGGCGGCGGCUGUGCCGGUUCUACGGUUCCAAGGGCGGCGUAGGCAGCGCGGAGGCGAGGGGCGCCGGGGCAGCGGAGGCGGCGGCAGGGAGCAGCGGACGGUGCAGCGAGCAGGAGCACGCGCGCCUCGGCGAGAGGGACCAGCAGGAGUGGCUGAGCGGCGAGAGAUUCCUCAGCGACUGCAGGAAGCGUGAGUCGCCGUUCCUCACCAGGCGGGAGAGAUUCCGCAUCGAGUUCCGGCGCCGCGUUGUACCGUGGGAGAAGGGAAACCUCACAUGGCAGAAUUUCCCCUACUACGUCAAUGAGAAUGCAAGGCAGCUGCUGCGAGAGUGCACGGCAUCCCACUUGCGGCACAAGGGCAUCACGUCAGAGUAUGGCUCUCGGCUACCAUCUUCUGGAGGGAGGAUAUUGCUCCAGAGCUUGCCAGGAACCGAACUCUACAGAGAGAGAUUGGUAAGAGCUCUUGCACAUGAGUUGCGGGUGCCACUACUAGUCCUGGACAGCAGUGUUCUAGCUCCAUAUGAUUUUGGGGAAGAUUCUUCAGAAAGCGAGGAAGAAGAUGAGCAUGGUGAGUCAGAAGAUGAAGGUUCAGAGUCUGAGAUGGAAGAUGAAGGUGAUGAAGAUUGGACAAGCAGCAACGAAGCUAAAUCAGGUGAAAGUGAUGAUGAGGAUGCUCUAAAAUCUGUGGGAGAACUCAAAAAGUCCGUGGAUGACCUCAAGAAGCUGGUCCCAUGUACUAUUGAGGAAUUUGCCAAGAGAGUAGUUGGUGAAGAAGAAGGUACAUCAUCAGAAUCCCCUGAAACAGCCAAGUCGUCAGAGGAAGAUAAAAGGCCUUUCCAAAGGGGAGAUAAAGUCAAGUAUGUUGGUUCCUCAGCAGUUAUCGAAGCAGAUCAGAGGAUCAUUUUGGGGAAAUUACCUACUCAAGAUGGCUCGAGAAAUGCGUAUACUUUUAUUAGUGGCAGGACUCUGUCAAAUGGGCAGCGGGGAGAAGUAUACGAGAUCAAUGGGGAUCAAGUAGCUGUCAUAUUUGACCCUCCUGCAGAGAAGCUGCAUGAUGGUGACGAAAAUAGCAAGGAGGAAAAUGCAAAACCAUCUAUUUACUGGGUUGAUGCUCAAGAUAUUGCGCAUGACCAUGAUAUUGAAUCAGAAGAUUGGCAUAUCGCAAUUGAAGCACUUUGCGAGGUUCUUCCAUCUCUAGAGCCAGUCAUUGUCUACUUUCCAGACAGUUCCCAGUGGUUAUCUAGAGCAGUUCCAAAAUCAAAUCGAAGUGAGUUUAUCCAAAAGGUAGACAAAAUGUUUGACCAACUCACCGGACCAGUAGUAAUGAUAUGUGGGCAGAACAUGCUGGCAGCAGUAUCCAAGGACAAGGAUAAGGAACCUCCGAAACUGAUGUUUCAGAAUCUCACAAGCCUGUCUUCACUGUUGCUGAUCCCAUCGUCCCUGAAGCGUUGGCUAAAAGUACAAAACGAUUCAAGACCCAGUGAUAUAGCAAAGAUCUUCACAAACAGUUUCGUUGUUCCCCUUCCAGAGGAAGGUGAGCAACUAAGAGUUUUCAAUAACCAGAUUGAAGAGGAUAGGAAAAUUAUUAUUUCAAGGCAUAACCUCGUUGAAUUACACAAGGUUCUUGAAGAGAAUGAACUAUCAUGCGUGGAGCUUAUGCAUGUGAAGUCUGAUGGUGUCGUUUUGACAAAGCAAAAAGCGGCGAAAGUUAUUGGAUGGGCUAGAAGUCAUUAUCUGUCAUCAACAGUUCUUCCCUCUAUUGAGGGUGAGAGAUUAACCAUUCCACGUGAGAGUCUUGAUUUAGCCAUCGAGAGGCUGAAGGAGCAGGUUACUAAAUCUAAGAAUCUUUCUCAAAAUCUCAAGAAUUUGGCAAAAGAUGAGUACGAACGCGAUUUCAUAUCUUCUGUUGUACCUCCUGAUGAAAUUGGAGUGAAAUUCGAUGAUAUUGGCGCGCUUGAGGAUGUCAAGAGGACACUGGAUGAGCUCGUUGCUCUUCCAAUGAGGAGACCAGAGCUUUUUUCUCACGGCAAUUUAUUAAGGCCCUGCAAAGGUGUUUUGCUUUUUGGUCCUCCUGGCACAGGAAAAACACUCUUGGCAAAGGCACUCGCGACUGAAGCUGGGGCAAAUUUUAUCAGCAUAACCGGUUCUACAUUGACAUCAAAGUGGUUUGGAGAUGCUGAGAAGUUGACGAAGGCACUUUUCUCUUUUGCUAGCCGACUAGCUCCUGUCAUCAUAUUUGUAGACGAGGUUGACAGCUUACUUGGCGCCAGAGGGGGUGCACUUGAGCAUGAAGCAACAAGGAAGAUGCGGAAUGAAUUUAUGGCAGCUUGGGAUGGUCUAAGGUCCAAAGAGAACCAACGGAUCCUUAUUCUUGGUGCUACGAAUCGUCCAUUUGAUUUAGACGAUGCUGUUAUACGGCGUUUACCUAGACGGAUAUAUGUUGGCCUUCCAGAUGCGGAAAACCGAAAGAAAAUUCUCAAGAUUUUACUGGCUAAAGAAAACUUAGAAUCUGAUUUUAAAUUCGAUGAACUUGCUAAUGUGACAGAAGGUUAUUCAGGAAGUGAUCUGAAGAACCUAUGCAUAGCUUCAGCAUACAGGCCAGUUCAGGAACUUCUAGAAGAAGAAAAGAAGGGACGUGUGAGUAGCAACAGCACUCACUUAAGACCCCUUGUAUUGGAUGAUUUUAUACAGGCAAAAGCCAAGGUAAGCCCGUCUAUAUCUCAUAACGCAACAAGUAUGAACGAAUUAAGAAAAUGGAACGAACAGUAUGGUGAAGAUGGCAGCAGGACAAAAUCGCCGUUUGGGUUUGGCAACUGA
Messenger RNA from Triticum turgidum subsp. durum (durum wheat), 2961 nucleotides. The record is from the annotation of a GenBank genome assembly. Lineage: Eukaryota; Viridiplantae; Streptophyta; Magnoliopsida; Poales; Poaceae.